CUCGAAACUCGCCUUAUAGGAGAAAAAGGCGGUCAAUAUGGAAAAACAUGGCCAAUACGGGAAAAGGUCGGCCAAUACGAGAUUCAGCCAAUCAGAAACCAGGACAAACACGGCCUUUCAUGAGAAUCUUUCAAAAGUGGCAGUUUGAUUCCUCCGCAGAUAUGUGUCGCGUUCUGAGAAAACUGGGCAUUAUGCAUGAUCCCAAAAAAUGAAAACGCCAGCCAAUGGUUCAUACACUACGAAUACGAUGAGAUGACGUCAUCAACGGUGUACAAAAAAGAACACGGGUCACACACUAGGCAGUUGUUCUUCAGAAUCAAAGCCGACUGGUUGUACGGAUAGUGAGCAUUGUGUGAAGCGGAUACAUACAUCGGAUUACAUAGCAUACAGACAUGCUUCGUGUCAUUGGACAAAUGUUUCAAUAUUUAAAGAAAUUUAAAUGUUUCAUAUACUUAGCGUUGUUAAUUGGUUUUCUGUUGGCGUGUUUGGUCAUCAUUGGAGAAUAUCAUCUAGAAACCCGUGAUGUUAAAUAUGAGGAAAAUAUUGCACAGUUAGCGGAUUUGUUUGAUAAGGCAUGUGCUGACGCUUACGACGAAUUAUCAAAAGACGCUAUGUUGCGUGCACAGAUGGAAAGUAAAAAAUACCUGGUCUACGAUAAGCUCAAACAGGGAUUCGUGACAUCCGUACCUACAAUAAAACCAGCAGCACGACUUGUAGGAGAACCGAUACAUUCCUUGACCGGUCGGAUAUCAACAAAUACCCGAGAUACCGCGACAGUACAGUGCUGGUGCCAUGAAUGUACCAACGCAUUUCUGAGAGACGGAGUGAGGUACCACAAUGGGCGACUAAUUGUACCUUUCGCGGGUUCUUACAACAUCUAUACCUUUCUUAGUCUGAGGAGCAUCAACUACUCAUCGGAAGAACAAGAAAGCCUACUAAACGGAACCCUUUUCAAACAAGCUAUUUACAGAUAUGACGUCAUGAGUGGUCAGGACGUGGAGCUGGUGUCGUCUGUUCAACCCCUAUUUCACGCCAAUCGUGCCUUCAGUACACCGCUUUCGAGAUUGGAACAGCUGCAUGUCGGGGACGAAAUAUCAGUCAAGAUCAGUGGCAUUUUUGAGGAACAUGUUUGCACUGAGAACAGCUUCUUUGGAUUGCACAUGAUCUGAGUAAUGUCUUUAGAUGAAACUGAGUAGCCACUGUUUUGCGACCAUGUAUUUCAGUCAAAAACUUAAGCUAACGACAACGAUCUUUCUUAUAGGAAUAUGUUGUUAUAAAAUCUGUUUCUUUGACAUUUCAAUGAAAUACACGCCACAAACUACAACGAUGCCCAUCCA
Molecule: messenger RNA, 1337 nt
Organism: Dreissena polymorpha
Lineage: Eukaryota; Metazoa; Mollusca; Bivalvia; Myida; Dreissenidae
Exons: 5
Coding region: 393-1169 (258 amino acids)
Biological process (GO): immune response
Cellular component (GO): membrane
Molecular function (GO): tumor necrosis factor receptor binding
Source: RefSeq, a predicted model, not a curated record